AGCCUCAUCCCACCAGUUCACCCAAAACUAAACAUUCUAUUUCAAUAUGACGAACAUUGUGUCGGUUUCAACUAACGAGAACACUCCGAUUGGCCAAAAUAUUGGAUCCAUCAAAAAUACGAUGUCACCCACUGAAAUAUCUAUUCAGCAAUUGCCGAAUCUCGCAUCGAAUUGGUCGACAUUUCUUAGAGAUAUUACCAACGAUCGAAAGCUGCGAGCUGAGCGUAUAAAUCGGCAGUCGGAAAAUGUCAUACAAUUUAUAAAUAGAUUUCCCCUUCUGGAAUCUUCCUGAAAAUCCUGCCGGAGGUGAAAAUUCUGAUAAUUU
This is a messenger RNA of Drosophila melanogaster (fruit fly), 325 nucleotides long. RefSeq lists its product as uncharacterized. The record is from RefSeq and is marked reviewed. NCBI's taxonomy places the organism in Eukaryota, Metazoa, Arthropoda, Insecta, Diptera, Drosophilidae. The coding region runs from base 47 to 292 and encodes 81 amino acids. The transcript has a single exon.